AUGUCAAACCCAGGAUCUCGGCCUCCUCUUUUCCUCCUUGCUGUGUUUAUCUUGGCCCUCCAGUGGUCUGAGGAAACAACAGCCUUUCCUACCAUGCCCCUCUCCAGCCUGUUUGCUAAUGCAGUACUCAGAGCCCAGCAUCUUCACCUGCUUGCAACAGACACAUUCAAGGAAUUUGAACGUUCCUACAUCCCAGAAGACCAACGACACUCCAACAAGAACUCUCAAUCUGCAUUCUGUUACUCCGAAACUAUUCCUGCACCUACAGGGAAGGAUGAUGCCCAGCAGAAAACAGACAUGGAGCUGCUCAGGUUCUCACUGACCCUCAUUCAAUCAUGGCUAGGUCCUGUCCGGUACCUAAGCAGGAUGUUCAGUAACAGCCUAGCCCUUGGAACCUCAGACAGAGUCUAUGAAAAGCUCCAGGACCUGGAGGAAGGGAUCCAGGCUCUCAUGCGGGAGCUGGAGGAUGGGAGCUCCCGUGGUGUUCAGCUUCUCAGGCCAACCUAUGAAAAAUUUGAUGGCAACCUCAGGAAUGAAGGCUCUUUGCUGAAAAACUAUGGCCUGCUCUCUUGCUUCAAGAAGGACCUGCACAAGGUAGAGACCUAUCUGAAGGUUAUGAAGUGCAGGCGUUUUGGGGAAGUUAACUGCACCAUCUGA
Messenger RNA from Varanus komodoensis (Komodo dragon), 657 nucleotides. RefSeq names its product somatotropin. Gene Ontology annotation, biological process: response to nutrient levels; positive regulation of receptor signaling pathway via JAK-STAT; animal organ development. Lineage: Eukaryota; Metazoa; Chordata; Lepidosauria; Squamata; Varanidae. Bases 1 to 657 code for a protein of 218 amino acids. The record is from RefSeq and is a predicted model, not a curated record. The transcript has 5 exons. Gene Ontology annotation, cellular component: extracellular region. Gene Ontology annotation, molecular function: growth hormone receptor binding; hormone activity.